AUGAGGGGCGACUGCCCGGUCCCCGUGCCCCAGUGCAGCCGCUACGCCCAGAGACUGAGAGCCCCGCGCGCCGUGCGCUUCCCCAACGAUGUUGUCUUCCAGGACCACAUCAGGGAGGGGGACCUGGAGCAGGUGGGCAGGUUCAUCCGUGCCAGGAAGGUGACCCUGGACACCAUCUAUCCCUCUGGCAUGGCAGCCCUUCACGAAGCCGUGCUGACGGGAAACCUGGACUGCGUCAAGCUCCUGGUCAGGUACGGCGCUGACAUCCACCAGAAGGACGAGCACGGGUGGACGCCCCUGCACAUGGCGUGCAGCGACGGCUACGCCAGCAUCGCUAGGUGA
Chaetura pelagica (chimney swift) is the source of this 342-nucleotide messenger RNA. It is a transcript of the gene PPP1R27, whose product is annotated as protein phosphatase 1, regulatory subunit 27. The coding region runs from base 1 to 342 and encodes 113 amino acids. Gene Ontology annotation, molecular function: phosphatase binding. The record is from RefSeq and is a predicted model, not a curated record. The transcript is spliced from 2 exons. Lineage: Eukaryota; Metazoa; Chordata; Aves; Apodiformes; Apodidae.